Molecule: messenger RNA, 1185 nt
Organism: Rotaria sp. Silwood2
Lineage: Eukaryota; Metazoa; Rotifera; Eurotatoria; Philodinida; Philodinidae
Source: the annotation of a GenBank genome assembly
AUGGGUGACUACUCGAAAGCAAUUGAACUUUACGAAAAAUCACAUGAAAUACUCGAAAAAGCUCUGCCUCCGAAUCAUCCCAAUUUGGCUUCUUCAUACAACAACAUCGGUCAAGUGUAUAACAACAUGGGUGACUACUCGAAAGCACUUGAAUUUUACGAAAAGACACUGGAAAUCGACAAGAAAACUUUGCCUCCAAAUCAUCCCUCAUUGGCUACUUCAUACAACGACAUCGGUGGAGUGUAUAACAACAUGGGUGACUACUCGAAAGCACUUGAAUUUUACGAAAAAUCACUCAAAAUAAGAGAAACAGCUCUGCCUGCAAAUCAUCCCCAUUUGGCUACUUCUUACAGUUGCAUGGGUCAAGUGUAUUACCACAUGGGUGACUACUCGAAAGCACUCGAAUUUUACGAAAAAUCACAUAAAAUCUACGAAACAGCUCUGCCUUUAAAUCAUCCCGAUUUGGCUAAUUCAUACAACAACAUCGGUCAAGUGUAUAACAACAUGGGUGACUACUCGAAAGCACUUGACUUUUACGAAAAAUCACUCAAAAUAAGAGAAACAGCUCUGCCUCCAAAUCAUCCCUCAUUAGCUGGAAGUCACUUGAAUUAUGCUGCGUGUUACGAGCGAAUGGGUGUUUACACGGAAGCUCUUAAGGCUCUUCAAAGUGCUUUUAAAAUUCAGCAGAAAGCAUUCGAAGAAGGUAAUCCAGCUUUUGCUUCUACAUACAGCUGGUUUGCAAGAGUGUAUCGCAGUAUGAAAGAUUACUCAAGAGCACUUGAGUAUUUUGAAAAGUGUCUCUUAAUAGAUCAAAAAACACUGCCUGAGACACAUCCGUAUUUCGGUAUAUCAUACAGUGAUAUAGGUGAUGUUCAUCGAUUAAUGGGUGAUUAUGAAAAGGCACUUUCAUUGCAUCGAAAUGCACUGAAUAUUCAAGAAAAUGUUCAAUGUAAUCCUCUACAAUGUGCAACAACAUACAUAAAUUUAGGUGAAACUUAUCGAGAAAUGAAAGAUUACUCUACGGCUUUAACAUAUUUUGAAAAAGGACUAAAAAUUCGUGAAAAGAAAUUACCAAAAAAUCAUCCUGAUUUAGCUGUAGUAUAUCACAAUUUGGCGAAAUUAUAUUUGUCUACUCGACAAUAUAAUAUGGCAAUGNAUCCGCGGACACGACCCAUAUAUAUAUAG